CCUCGGGACAGCCCUUUGGUUCCCCGCCCUCUGACCCCCCCUCGCACCCAUUGGGCUUCCACCAACACCCAACGCCCGGGGGGCUCCAAUCGGGUGCGGCUCGACCACCCCCGCACCCACAGCACACAUAAGGCAGCCUGGGAUGAGCAGGGAGUGCUGCGUGACCCCCCCGGAACCGCUGAGAGCCACCAGAGGACCCUACUGGACACCAUCUGGAGCCCCCCCUGAAGAAUCCAGCCAGACACCCCAGCACACCACCAGGACCCCCUGAGCACCACUGGGACCCCCCCAGGGACCAUGGAGACCCCACUGGGCAGAACUGAGACCCCCCCAGAUACCACCAAGACCCUCCCAGAGACCUCCGGGAGCCCAUUGGAAGCCACUGAGACCCCUCCAGACCCCACUGUGACCCCCCAGGAACCCAGCGAGUUCCCCCCCGGUACCACCCGCCCCCCCCCGACCCGCUGGGGCAUCUGCUCAGCCGGCAAAAUCAGCCACGACUUCCUGGUGGCCCUGCGCACACUGCCCGCCGAGGAGCACCUGGCAGUGGCGGUGGCGGCGCGGGAGCUGUCCCGUGCCCAGCAGUACGCACAGCUGCACGGGGUGGCACGCGCCUAUGGGAGCUACGAGGAGCUGGCAAGAGACCCCCAAGUGGACGUGGUGUACGUGGGCACGGUGAACCCGCAGCACCUGCCGGCCACCCUCCUCUUCCUGCGGGCGCGCAAAGCCGUGCUGGUGGAGAAGCCGCUGGGCAUCAGCGCCCGCGAGGCCAAGGAGAUGGCAGCGGCCGCACGGGAGGCGGGCGUCUUCCUGAUGGAGGGCUUCUGGACCCGCUUCUUCCCAGCCUGGAAGCGGCUGAGGGCGCUGGUGGAUGGGGGGGCCCUGGGGGAGUGCCGGGUGCUGCAGGGAGCCCUGGCCUUCCCCCUGCGGGCCGUGGAGCGGCUGCGGGAACCCAGCCUGGCCGGGGGGGCCCUCCUGGACCUGGGGGGCUAUGGGCUGCAGAUGGCCAGCGCCUUGCUGGGGAGGGGCUGCCCCCCCCUACGCCUGCGGGCAGAGGGCUGCCUGCACCCCUCGGGGGUGGACGAGACGGUGACGCUGAUGCUGCAGUACGAGGGGGGGCGGCAGGCGGCACUGACCGUGUCCAUGGAUGCAAAGCUGCCGGGGGGGGCCGCACUGGGGGGAACCCACGGCUGGGUGGAGAUCCCCAGCCACAUGAACUGCCCCACUGAGCUGAUCUGGGAAGGCAAGAGAGAAGUUUUCCCUUUGCCCCCCUCUGCGGAACCCCUGAACUACCCCAACAGCACGGGGCUGCGUUACGAGGCCCAGCACGUGCGGGAGUGCUUGCUGCAGGGGCUGACCGAGAGCCCCGUGAUGCCGCUGGCCGAGAGUGAGCUGAUCGCCGAGAUGAUGGACGAGGCACGGCGCCAGGUGGGGGCUGUAGGGCCGGGGGGUACUACCCCAUAAUGGACCUCCAAAUUGCUCCCUAAACCCCCUCCCUUGCAAAACCUGAGUAGAAUAAAGCAAUCAACCUGCCUCGA
Messenger RNA from Numida meleagris (helmeted guineafowl), 1538 nucleotides. It is a transcript of the gene DHDH, whose product is annotated as dihydrodiol dehydrogenase. The record is from RefSeq and is a predicted model, not a curated record. NCBI's taxonomy places the organism in Eukaryota, Metazoa, Chordata, Aves, Galliformes, Numididae. The transcript is spliced from 7 exons. Gene Ontology annotation, biological process: D-xylose catabolic process. Gene Ontology annotation, molecular function: D-xylose 1-dehydrogenase (NADP+) activity; nucleotide binding. Bases 298 to 1464 code for a protein of 388 amino acids.